Notolabrus celidotus (New Zealand spotty) is the source of this 1908-nucleotide messenger RNA. It is a transcript of the gene hs3st1, whose product is annotated as heparan sulfate (glucosamine) 3-O-sulfotransferase 1. The transcript is spliced from 2 exons. The record is from RefSeq and is a predicted model, not a curated record. NCBI's taxonomy places the organism in Eukaryota, Metazoa, Chordata, Actinopteri, Labriformes, Labridae. The coding region runs from base 363 to 1283 and encodes 306 amino acids. Gene Ontology annotation, molecular function: [heparan sulfate]-glucosamine 3-sulfotransferase activity.
GUCCGCUGUCGGAAGCACAGCACAGAGGAGACGCUCCGGUUAAGUUGUGUGACCGGUCGGUGGCGAGUUUUUACGCGCAGGGAUAAAUCGCGCGAUCACCGAGCAGACCUGGAUCAUACAGCGGAUGAUUUGGGAGCGUAUCCACACUGACUGAAGUGAGACUCAACAGCUGCACGAGAUGAUAUCUGUACCGAGUGGAGGGUUACAGUGAAAAAGUCCCCGCUGCUGCCAAAGAAGAGGACGUCGUUUCUUCUGCUUUUUCAUCACUCGGACCCUCGUCCUCAGGCAGCUGCCCCUUCAAUGUGGGAUACAGUUUUCGUGCUUUCGCCAGGCUGAAAUCCUCCAGGGUCAGGACCUCCCUCAUGGCGGCCUUGCUCUUCGGGCUGCUGCUUUUCGCGAUGCAGUCUCCCCCAAUCCCCUCAAGGCCUAUGCUGGCUGAUGAGGAGCCGGCUGUGCCUCCCACCUCAUCUGCUGCGGACAACGGCACCACAAGCCACCCAAACGGGACUUCCAGACAACUUCCACAGAUUGUAAUUAUAGGCGUGAGGAAAGGGGGGACGCGGGCGCUGAUAGAGAUGCUCAGCCUGCACAGUGCAGUAGCUGCGGCACAGAAUGAAGUGCACUUCUUUGACUGGGAGAAUCACUUUCAGAAAGGUUUGCCGUGGUAUCUCAGCCAGAUGCCCUACUCCUUCCCCGACCAGCUGACAGUGGAGAAAACGCCCGCCUACUUCACCUCCAGCAAAGUCCCAAAACGCAUCCAUCAGAUGAACCCUGAUAUCAAGCUGCUGCUCAUCCUCAGAGACCCCACAGAGCGGGUGCUGUCGGACUACACGCAGGUCUUUUACAACCGCCUCCAGAAGCACAAACGCUAUCAGCCCAUCGAGUCAGUCCUGGUGAAGGACGGUGAGAUUAACCUGGGAUACAAGGCUCUCAAUCGCAGCCUGUAUUACGUUCACAUGCAGAACUGGCUGAAGUACUUCCCACUUGGGAGCAUUCACGUGGUGGACGGGGACGAGCUCAUCAGGGACCCCUUCCCCGAGAUGAAAAAGGUGGAGAGGUUCCUUAAGCUGGAGCCUCAGAUAAAUGCUUCAAACUUUUACUUUAAUAAAACUAAAGGAUUCUACUGUUUGAGGGACCACGGGAGGGAACGGUGUUUACAUGAUUCAAAAGGCAGGGCUCACCCUCAUGUGGCGCCCGCCAUCCUGCAAAAACUUUACCAGUUCUUUCACGAACCCAAUAAGAAGUUCUUUGAGCUGGUGGGUCGAACAUUCAACUGGAAUUAACCGUUAAAGUCUAUCGGGGAGAGUCUCCACCAGGUGUCCUGUUUUCCUCACUAACAAUGUAGAUAAAAACAAAGCUAUGUAAAUUUGAACUAAAUCUAUUUUGUACUACUACUUUUGUUACAGGAGAACGAUGGAGCCAAAUAUCAGGGCAGACUGCAGCUCAUGACAUGCUCUUGUUUUUUUCUCUUUAUCGUCUAACAUGUAUUCUUUUGUCUCUUGUGGACUGUUAGAAACACUCACAGCUCGUCUGAUCAAAGCUGGCGACUCAUCAGGACAUUAAUAACGACAUUCAGACUGAGCCAGUUAUUGUGUUACAUAAAGAUGAAUACCAGGCAGUUGAAGACUGUCAUGCCUUCAUGUUUCACUUCAUAUAUUAUGACAUUAUUACUGUCUAACUGCAUUUAGAGCUCUGAAGGACCUUUUACCUGCUGCUAUGAUUUCCUCAGUCACUUUCAGGCACAAGCUGAUGGCAUAUUGUUCUUCUUUUUGUUCCUCCCUUUAUGUAAGAGUCAGUUAUAUAAACGCUCUGUGCACAUCUUAUACUUGCUGAUCAUUACAGUGUACUGUAAAUAGAUUUUAUAAAAGUGAAGAAUUAAUACCAUAAUAAAGAUGUAUUUUAUUUUUA